UUUCAUUUUCACAUUUGCUUCUCAAACUUCAUAUGUUUCUCUUCUCUCUGUCCCUGUCUUGGAAAAUAAUAUCACUGAUCAACGAAAACGCGUAAUUCGCUUUUCAUUUGGAUUUAUGAUAAUAUAUAUUUUUUUAUUUCCCUUUCUUUUUUUGACUUGAAUUUGGCUAUUUCCUCUUGAGUUUUAUUUUCUCCAGUGUUUCAUGGGAUAUAUAUGAACUCUGUUUUUUAGUGGUUGCUUACCAAAUAGGGGGAAAGCGAGUUUCUUGAACAAGAAAUAUUGGGUUGAUUCUGACAGAGCUAGUUUGUUUUUGUUUCUUUUGGAAAAUUCCUCAGCUAGGUUUUUGAGUUGAGUACCUUCACUUAUUGACUUUGUUUCUUCUGGUAAAUUCUUCAUCUGGGUUUUUGAGUUUUGAGGUAGUGUUAGUACAAUUCUGUGUUUUUUCUUUCAUUCAAUAUCCCAUCUAUCUGUAGUGGUAAGCCAACAUUAAAAAAAAUAGCUUUAUAAGGUUUUCAUUGAUCUUUCCAUUUCUCAAUCUUUCUUCUUCCUGGCUUUUGUUUGAAACAGUAUUCCAAAUUGGUCGCUUGGAAUUAAUUCCUAUCCUUUUAUAUUUUUCAUGCUUAAAAGUCUAGUCUCUUUGUUAAAGACCUCAAUUAGUAGAGUUUGACCACUUUUUCUAAAUUAGCUAGUCUUGUUUGAAAACUCAUGCUAACCAAUUGGAUUCACAUUCUUAUAGGCAAAGUGAUCCUGGUUUUUGUUAAAGACUUGAGUUUCAGAUUCUUCGAGUCUUUGGCUAAGUACAUCUUUAUCUUUUUUACUCAGAAAAAUAAUUCCUCUUCACCUUCUAUGCCUACUCUUUCUGAAAUGGAAAACUGUAAAUCUGCAACCCCAACCCAAGAAGGAAAGCAUCAUGUGAUGGCUGCAGCUUUGCACCUCACAAAAGCCUUAGUGGGAAUUGAUUAUCUCACUGAUGAUUUGAAAAAGAUCCUCAGUGAUCUAGACUCCCACUUGUCUGCCAUGGUUGUAAUCACAGAAAGCAAAGAAGGGGAGUUUUUGGAAUUGGAACAGCGGCUUAAGCAAGCAGAGAAAAAGGUCGCUAGUUGGACGUUGAAUCAACUGAUGGUAAGUGACUGUUGCCCUAUUGAAGCUUCUCAGAACUUGGAAGUCAUUGGUGAAAUCCACGCCAUGACGGAAAGCCUCAGAGGCUUGGCAGCAGAUGAGUAUGGGAAACCAAUGGAGCUUCUUCAAAGAGCUGAGAGUCUUCUUCAGACGGCAAUGUCAAAGCUUGAAGAAGAGGUGGAUUACAUUCUUCAUCAGCACAAGCAGUACUUUGAGCCUGAGGACAUGUCAUUCCGAUCUUGUGGAUCAGAUGUGAUGUAUGAUGAGUCCUUUGUUUCUGUCGAGGAAGAUCCACAAGAAGAAGCGUUGCGAAGAAACAGCAGUGGCAGCGAAUCAGAAGAUUACCUUGUUGAUUUAGUACGUCCCCAUGUAAUGCCUCACCUUAAGUCCGUUACUAACAUAAUGUUUGCUUCAAAUUAUGCUGAAGAAUUCUGCCAAGCUUUCAUCAAGGCAAGGAAAGAAGCCUUGGACACAUACUGGGUUAGUUUAGGCAUGGAGACAUUCAGCAUUGAGGAUGUGCUCAAAAUGGAAUGGAAAAGUUUGCACUACGAGAUCAAGAGAUGGUCUUGGAUCAUGAAGAUCAUUAUCCGGGUUUAUCUUCCAAGCGAAAAAAGGCUCUGUGAUCAGAUUUUAGGGGAGUUUGGAUAUGUUAGCUCACACUGUUUCAUGGAGAUAUCAAAAGCUUUAUUGAUGUACCUGUUGAAUUUUGGUGAAGCUGUGGUAAUGGGAGAUUAUAAGCCUGAAAAGUUGUUUCGAUUGCUGGACAUGUAUGAGGUUCUAGGAGAUCUUCUCUUCGACAUAGAUCAUUUAUUGUUGGCAGAGUUGGGAUCUGAUAUCCGAAUUGAGUUCCACGAUCUUUUGGAGAAACUAGGAGACUUCUCAAGAGUAACAUUUUCUGAGUUCAGACAUGCCAUUGCUUGCAGCACAUCAACUACUCCUUACAAAGGAGGUGGUAUUCAUCCUCUAACAAAGUAUGUCAUGAACUACAUCAAAGCCCUUGUUGAAUUUGGUGAUACACUCAAUGUUCUUCUCAAGGAUCAAAGUUCAGCUUCUUCUGAAGAUCCCAACUCAGUUUUUGAGCUUGAGAAUAUGCAAGAGGACAGUUCCACUUUGACUUCUUGUCCCACAGCUUACAACCUUCAAUCAAUUGCAUCAACUCUAGAAUCCAACCUCAACAACAGAUCCAAAUUGUACAACAAUGGUGCUCUGCAAAAUAUGUUCUUAAUGAAUAAUAUCAACUACAUUGUCCAGAAGGUGAAGACCUCUAAACUCAGACUCUUUUUUGGAGAUGUUUGGAUCAGGGAGCAUAUGGCCAAAGUACAGCAGCAGGCAACAGGCUAUGAGAGAACCUCUUGGAGUUCUGCUGUUUCCUUGAUCAGAUCACAAGACGGUCACACACUUCCAAAGGAAAUUUUCAAAGAAAAGUGUAGGCGUUUCAGUGUUGCCUUUGAAGAGGUUUAUAGAAACCAGACAGCAUGGUAUAUCCCAGAUCCACAGCUUAGGGAAGAUCUUCAAAUUUCGAUUUCCCAGAAGGUAAUCCAAGCAUAUCGGAGUUUUACCGGGCGAAACUCGAAUGAUGAGAAGCAUAUCAAGUACACUGCUGAUGAGCUAGAAAACUUUCUAUUGCAUCUCUUUGAAGGGUCACCAAGAUCAUUGUCCAAUCCCCGCAGGAGAUGAGGCUUCAGUAAUGGUUUUUAAUGUUGUAGUAUUAUUUUUCUUUUUGGGUACAUUUUUCUCUAGGUACUCUGUAAUAAUUGUAAUCAAUGUAAAUUUCGAUUGUAUUUCUCGUAUGCCUACUGUUAAAAGAUUCUCAUGAGAAAAAUUAUGAUGCUCAUAUAUUGUUGUUUCAUCAACUAACAUGUGUAUUCUCUGUAUUCUCCAUGAGAAUAUAUAUAAAAAUAUCAGUUGGUUUUACGAUGGAA
Messenger RNA from Humulus lupulus (European hop), 3041 nucleotides. Its product is annotated as exocyst complex component EXO70E2. The record is from RefSeq and is a predicted model, not a curated record. The transcript has a single exon. NCBI's taxonomy places the organism in Eukaryota, Viridiplantae, Streptophyta, Magnoliopsida, Rosales, Cannabaceae. Gene Ontology annotation, biological process: exocytosis. Bases 706 to 2796 code for a protein of 696 amino acids. Gene Ontology annotation, molecular function: phosphatidylinositol-4,5-bisphosphate binding. Gene Ontology annotation, cellular component: exocyst.